This is a messenger RNA of Penicillium cinerascens, 2157 nucleotides long. RefSeq lists its product as uncharacterized. Bases 1 to 2157 code for a protein of 718 amino acids. Gene Ontology annotation, molecular function: calcium:proton antiporter activity. Gene Ontology annotation, cellular component: fungal-type vacuole membrane. Gene Ontology annotation, biological process: calcium ion transmembrane transport; intracellular calcium ion homeostasis. The record is from RefSeq and is a predicted model, not a curated record. Lineage: Eukaryota; Fungi; Ascomycota; Eurotiomycetes; Eurotiales; Aspergillaceae. The transcript has 3 exons.
AUGCACCGGAUAAAUUCGUGGGCGAAAGCUCACGCAUCCUCUCGCGGCCAAAGCCAAACCAACCCCAACCUGAAGGCCGACACUAUCGCCGAAACCUCUUCCUCCUCUCAAGAUGUACAGAUGAACGAUACAGUCGAGGGCUCCGGCUCUGCGCCAGGUCCCUCCGAGAAAGACAACACCAAACCAGGCCUGCUCAUUCGUAUGCGCAAUGGCAGCGGCCGGUUCUACAACCACACCAAGGACGCCAUCUUCCACAGCUGGGUCAACGUCCUGCUGGUCUUCGUGCCUGUCGGUAUUGCCGUCAAGGCAAUCGGCCUGAACCCGGCCAUCGUCUUCGCGAUGAACGCCGUGGCCAUUAUCCCCUUGGCCGGACUACUCAGUCACGCUACCGAGAGCGUGGCCUCUCGCCUGGGUGACACGAUCGGAGCUCUGAUCAACGUCACUUUUGGUAACGCCGUCGAGCUGAUCAUUUUCAUUAUUGCUCUUGUCAAAAAUGAGAUUCGCAUCGUUCAGGCUUCUCUGCUGGGUUCCAUCCUGGCGAACUUGCUCCUUAUUUUGGGUAUGGCCUUCCUUCUUGGUGGCCUGCGUUUCCAGGAGCAGAUCUACAAUAGUACCGUUACCCAGAUGAGCGCCUGUCUGCUCAGUCUGAGCGUGACGAGUCUUUUGCUGCCCACUGCUUUCCAUGCCUCGUGGUCGAACAGCGCCAAUGCCGAUCGCGAGACUCUCAAGGUUAGCCGUGGAACCAGUGUGGUCUUGCUACUUGUGUACAUACUGUACAUCCUCUUCCAGCUCAAGUCCCACUCCUACCUCUACGCCAGUAUCCCUCAACGCAUCAUCGAUGAGGAGUCCCACCCCGGUAUCCUGGCCGAGCUCAUGAACAGCUCCUCCGAAUCCUCCUCCAGCUCCAGCGACGAGUCUGUCGACACAACUAACUCAUGGAGUACCGCCAAGCGGAUCAAGAGAGCCAUGAAACACCGUCGGCACCGCAAGUCCAGCACCAGCUCCAAGGAUAAUUCCGUUCGGAAGAAGGUUAUGGACAACGAGAACAAGAGCUCGGUCGGUAACUCGAUUACAAGCAACGCCAACGACUCCAGCUCGUGCGCCAUCGACUUUGGUGACGAAACCCGAUAUGAAGCCGACGACGAUGCGCAGCAUCCUUCGGGUUUCCUUUCGCGUGAUUUCGGUAUCCCGGCCAGUCGUAUUGCGAGCGCGCAAAGCGACAAGUCACGGAAGCGCGAGAAGGAGCGCAAAAAGCGUCGCUUCAAGCGCGAGAAGGCUCGCGAGAAGGCCCCUAAGCCCACAGAGGUAGAACCUGCCCAGUAUGAGCAUAACGGUCCCGGCAUGAAGGGUUUCGCGUCCGCACCUACCUUCGCCGGUAUGGCAGGCGCUGGGGAAGUCGAUGGUUCCAGAAGAAGGUCGCCUUUCGGUCCUUUCCCGUCUCUGCUUUCUAGCACGGUCUUCAGCUCUCAGUCUCCCAACAACUCGCCUCGUCUUGGCGCUGCUGCUUCUCACCCCGGCAUCUCCCGCAGCAAUUCACUGCCCGCACACAUCAGCCGCGCUCCGCCAGCCGGCAAUGCCGUGCAAUUUGCUCGCGGUGCUGCCCGCGGUCCUACGGCCGGUGACGCUGCCGCUGUCGAGCCUGCAGACCGGCAACCCGAGCCUAACAUGUCUCGCACCGCGGCCGUGGUCUUGCUCCUGCUGUCCACCGCCCUGGUUGCCGUCUGCGCCGAGUUCCUGGUCGAUGCCAUUCCCGACAUGAUCAAGAGCUCGUCCGUCAGCGAGGCAUUCAUCGGUUUAAUUAUUCUUCCCAUUGUCGGUAACGCCGCCGAGCACGUUACUGCCGUCAGUGUGGCUACCAAGAACAAGAUGGAUCUGGCUAUCGGUGUUUCCGUCGGUAGCAGUAUUCAGAUCGCCAUUUUCGUCACCCCUCUCGUCGUCAUUCUCGGCUGGGCCAUGGACAAGGACAUGUCUCUCUACUUCACCCUGUUCGAGACCAUCUGUCUGUUCGUGACUGCCUUCGUGGUGAACUUCCUCGUCCUGGACGGGCGGAGUAAUUACCUCGAGGGUGCAUUGCUCAUCGCCGCCUACGUGAUCAUCGCUCUGGCGGCGUUCUUCUACCCGAACAGCAACCAGUCGAGCAAUCUCGCCGGCUCCUAG